Messenger RNA from Nothobranchius furzeri (turquoise killifish), 3384 nucleotides. Lineage: Eukaryota; Metazoa; Chordata; Actinopteri; Cyprinodontiformes; Nothobranchiidae. The record is from RefSeq and is a predicted model, not a curated record.
AUGAAAGUAGGCCAAGGUUGUGUGAACUGCCAGGAAAACGGGAACAUGGAUCGUUAUACAAGACAGAAACUCCACCCAAAAGCUUAUUCUUACAUCCUUGCCAUGGAAACUGCUUUGCUCUUCCCCUAUGCAUUCAUGGGAUGUGUUGCUGUUUUUGUGGAAACUGUUUUGGUCAUCUUCAUUUCAGUCCCAGGAUGUGUUGCUGAAGGCAAGGCCAAUGGUGAAAAUCCUUUCCUUUAUGACUAUAAGAGUUUGAGAUAUGGGGGUCUGUCCUUGGCUGUUAUUCUCUUCACAUUGGGAAUCCUUCUCAUCCUCAGUCGGCGAUGUCACUGCAACAUGAACAAAGAGUCCAGGGACCCCAAAGAUGAGGAAGCACAAGAGGAGAACGUGAUUGUCCCCAAGGCUGCAGCAGCAGCUGCUAAAGAGGCUCCAGCAGAGAAGUGAGACGACGGAACAGCACCUUUAGGAAAUAUGAUUUUUAUCAACAACACAAAUCCUUAUUAUAACUGGCUAGACCAUGGGGUCAAAUCGGAGGAAUAUAUUGAAGAGUUGUAAAUAGAUCUUGUGCCAGUUGCUGUUUGCUGGUCCUCAGUGCUCUAGUCCAUUUCUGUGCCUUUCUGUGAUGGUCUUAUGUUGUCUCAGCCUGCAGCAUCGUGGACACAAGAUUGUCUUGAAACUCCUUAAGAGAUGUUUAUUGUUGCAUUUUCAGGGUUUGUAAAUGUUUCUUGUUUUGUCCACGAUGGUGUUUGUCAGAUUAUAAGAAAUAUUAUUUAUAUAUAUAUGUAUAUAUUAUAAGAAAUAUGCAUACAUUCUCUAUUUAAACACACAUACUUUACAUGUGACUCCUAUAGUUGUAUAGUGAUGCUUCUGUUUGAGUGGUGUGUUUGAGUGCACAUAAAUACGUAGCUCUUUGUGUGGGCUUGUCGUGAGUGUGUGUAUGUGUGUGUGUGUGUGUAGAUGAGAUGAGCCUUAUCUUGAGACAACCUAAAAGUUCCCUGAGUGAGCUUGAGUGAUUAGCAGGAACCAGCAAGGACUCCUUCACUGCAGAUUUGUCCCACCUGAAGUGGAGAGAGGUCCCCAAUCAGUUCUCUCACUGCCUUCUUCUCCACGCAUCCACCCUGCUGUUGUGUCACUGCAUCCGUCAGGAUUAAUCGGUCUCCAGCAGGCUAUGAUUAGCUUCCCCAGUGCAAAUCUGUAAAGCUGGGGUUAUAUUUCUUGGUAACACUUUACAGAAAGGGUCCCUUUAUUAACAUUUCUUAGUGCAUUAUUAAGCAGUAAUAAACCAUAAAAAAGUGUUAACAACUGCUUUUAUGCAUUACAUAGCAUUACUAAACAUUAUUUAAUGAAUUAUUAAGCAGUUACCUAAUGUCUAUUACUGAACCUUAGUUAAUGCAGUACUAAGCUUCUUUGACCCUUAUUGUAAAGUCUUAACAUUUUUUCAUUUAUAAACACUUUUUAAAUGCUUAAUGGAUGCCUAAACAUCACUUAAUGAUAAUUACUCAUUACUGAAUGAAUUUUGGACCCUUAGAUUCAGUGAUAGACAUUAGUUAACUGCUUACAGUUUUUUUUACAGACGUUAGGACCCAUUUCUCAAUACUUAGGUCACAUUUGCAAAACUCUUCAUACAGUGUGCACAACAGAAGUCUGUGUGGGCCAAACUGAGGAUCAAUUAUCAUUGCUUUGGCACAAAAUGCAAUGAGUGACUACAUCUCUCAAAUGUCAUGAAGUCCCUUCUCACUCAGACACAACAACUGCCAAAACUCAUUGUACUAACAGGACAUGUUGCACUUGCUUACAUACUGUUCACAAAACUGUAAAACUUGUGUUCAAAACAAUAAUGCACUGCAAAACUGAAUAUGACAGCAAAAUCCAACAGCAAUAUGUUAGUGAAACAUAAAUGCAGUUUCACCAGCCACAGCUGACUCUAAUUGUAGAUGAACAGCUGCACAGGUGUUACACUUUCAAUGUCAUUAUAAAAGUAGUCAACGCCAACAUAUGUAAUUGUAUGGGACAAUGUGGCAUUUCACCACUCCCAUGCAGUCACAGAGUGGUUUGUGGCCCAUCCCAGAGUGGAGUCACUUUUCCUCCCACCUUACUCUCCAUUCCUCAACCCCAUAGAGGAAUUCUUUGCCUCAUGGCGGUGGAAGGUGUACGACCAUCAUCCACAUGAUCAAAUGUCCCUUCUGGAUGCAAUGUAUGCUGGAUGUCUGGACACAUCAGCAGUAGAUUGCCAGGGAUGGAUCAGGCAUGCCAGAAGAUUCUUUCCUAGGUGUAUUGUCCUAGAUGACAUAAGAUGUGAUGUGGAUGAGAACCUGUGGCCAAAUGGAGAAGACCGAGAAGAUUAGCAUAUUGAAUCUGUAUCAGUGGAUGUCGUGUUUUUGCAGUACUUAGUGCAAAAACAAAUACCAUUAAAAAUAAAUGAACAACAUGAAAUAUUGACUAAUUCUGCAUCAUGUCUGAUUCAUUCCAGUAACAUCUAUUGGAAGUAUGAACAGAGCCGUGUCCUUGUUUUACACAAGAAAAUGUAAUGCUACAUGUUGUUUGUGUUUUUUAGGUCUUUGUUUUGUGGGUGACAAAGUGUGUUUGUCGGCUGUCAGCCUUUGCUAAUGUUCUGGAGGAAUGUGUUUAUUUGCAACGUGAAUGAAGUGUUUGGGUGGUUGUAGUGCAUUUUGAAUGUGAAAUGAACUAUUUUGCCAAGCUGAAACUCAGUUAGGGGAACUGUGUGAAGUGUCUAGCAAAAGUGACAUUAGUAUUGAGAAAUGGGUCCUAACGUCUGUAAAAAACUGUAAUAAUGCAUUUAAUAAUGUUUGAGUGGUGUGUUUGAGUGCACAUAAAUAUGAAGCUCUUUGUGGGCUUGUCGUGAGUGUGUGUAUGUAAUGCAUAAAAGCAGUUGUUAACACUUUAUGUAAUCGUUUAUUAAUGUUUAACCCUCACACACUUGUUAAUGGGGUCAGUUGGACCUCUGGUGUGUUUUUAUUUUAAUAUUUUUAAGGGGUGCAUCACUUCACCCCUGUCAAGGCAUACACUUUAAACCCUGCUUAACCACCCCCGUCCUGGCGAGGUCACCUGAGAGGAAUGUGGAAGGGUUAAUAAUGCACCAAGUAACAUUAUUAAAGUGACCCUUAUUGUGAAGUGUUGCAAUUUCUUUUAUUUUAAUUGUUUAAUGCUUUUAUUUAUGAUGCAUAAAGAAAAGACGGGCUGCGACUGCUAAGUUUGUAAUAAUUUAAACCUUUAAUAGAAAAGUAGCUCAUAAAUUAAAUCAUAGGUUGAAGUCUCGGUUUCAGAGAUAACAGUGGUACAUGCUACUUUAAUGCUGCUCAUGAAGCCUUUUUGUAGCAACCUGUUGUGCUUUUGGCAUAAAUAAAUAAAAGUAUGUUUAAAUAG